Penicillium samsonianum is the source of this 12984-nucleotide messenger RNA. RefSeq lists its product as uncharacterized. Gene Ontology annotation, cellular component: dynein complex. The transcript is spliced from 4 exons. Gene Ontology annotation, biological process: microtubule-based movement. The record is from RefSeq and is a predicted model, not a curated record. Bases 1 to 12984 code for a protein of 4327 amino acids. Gene Ontology annotation, molecular function: ATP binding; minus-end-directed microtubule motor activity; dynein light intermediate chain binding. NCBI's taxonomy places the organism in Eukaryota, Fungi, Ascomycota, Eurotiomycetes, Eurotiales, Aspergillaceae.
AUGGAGGUCGCCUCAUCAGGCGUGCCAAAUGGCGCCUCAACACCAGAGACCGCAGCUCUGGUUGAUUCCGGUGCGGUCAUUCAGUACUUGACCGAAGUGCUCCAGGUGACACUGGGAGCCCAGAGGUCCGAGCUGGAAAGCGCUGGGAGCUUGCUUUCGGAAUCAAGAUACAAUGAAACACUGCAACGGUGUACGCGAUUUGCCUCGGAAUCGCAAGUCGCACUGUAUGUGCAAAAGGACAUUGUGACAGUGGAGGAAACCAACGGCGAAACGGAGGACCAAGAAACAGCUGUGCAAUAUGUCUAUAACCUCUCCACCGAUAUCUCGUCCGCUCCUACAACAGUAUCCUCGGUGGCCAUCAUCAAACGGCCUGUUCCAAUCGACAUGAGUCUUCCGAUAGCGUCGCAGGUCCAAGUCAUGAACCUUCCUGGUCCCGCUUCUCUCAGCAAUACCACCGCCCAGCAGGGGAAUUCCAUGUCGCCGUACCAGAUCCUACAUCUGAUGAUACACCAUGGUCUCAGUCCUUACUUCGAAUCCUACACUCGCAGCCAGGAGACGGCUGUCGGCACGAAAUCGAAAACGGAUACGGAAGCGAAGACUGGUAUCCCAGGAACAAAGAAGAGAUUCGCAGACUUGGAGCUGGGGUUGAUGCACCUCCAGCAGAAUGUGGAGAUUCCAGCUCUGAACCUGCCUCUUCAUGAAGUGGUACAGGCUGCUCUGAAGGAUGCGGAAGCACGUGGUAUCAAACCAUCGGUCGAGUUGAUUCCAUCGACGGUACUGGAGAGCAGCGCUUUCACAAACAGCAUUCAGAAUGUCGUGAACGGUUGGAUUAGAUCCAUCCAGACGAUCACUAAGAUGUCCCGCGACCCGGACAGCGAAUCUGCUUCUCCUGAGGUCAACUUCUGGCUGUCCCUAGAGGCUGCCCUGGAGGGAAUCGAUGCCCAACUCCAAAGCGAGGGCGUUCGGUUGACUAUGGACAUUCUCCGCCAUGCGAAACGGUACCAGCCGACCCUCAGUUUCGUAGCGGAUACUGGGCUGAAAGAGGCUACCGAAUUGGUUCAGAAGUAUAACCAAUUGAUGCGAGACUUCCCUCUCGAUGAACUCCUGUCUGCGACUUCCUUGCAAAAGGUCCAGGAAUCACUGAACUUGAUUUUCACUCACCUGAAUAAGAAGUUGAAGAUUUGCCCCUACCCCAUUAAGCGGGCACUUUCACUUGUCGAAGCUAUCUCCGGGGAUCUUGAUAAGAAGAUCCAUGAGCUUAUCACUGGACGUACGAUCUUGCAUCUGGAUUACCGUGAGUUCCGGUCUUUGAUGAAGACCACACAAGCGAUCUGGCGUACUUGGGACGAGAACUUGAAGGAAUUCACAAAUGUUGCGCGUGAAUCAACACGGCGUCGUAACGAAAAAUUCAUUCCGAUCAAAAUCAAUGCGAGACACGACAAAACCCGCGAGCGGGUGAAGUACGUCGACACCUUCAGGAUCAACCAUGAACAACUCCAGAAAACCAUUAUCAACGUCCUCGGACCCAACAGCUCUUCCUCUGCUGAGAAUGGGGCCGGAGUUGAUGCUGACGGCGCCGUGAUAGUCGAGGAGAUUGGUGAUGUCGAUGCCGUGGAGGAAGUUGCGCACGCCUACGCUGCUCUCAAGAACGUGGACGUGUUGGAUGUUUCACCGGAGGGAUCUCUCACCUGGGAACAGGCCGAAAUUGCCUACAGUGAGCGUACUUCCCGUGUUGAGAAUUCUAUCAUUGCUCGUCUACGUGACCGUCUGGCCACCGCUAGGAAUGCCAAUGAGAUGUUCCGUGUCUUCUCGAAGUUUAACGCCCUUCUCGUUCGUCCUAAGAUCCGUGGUGCGAUUGGCGAGUAUCAAACGCAACUUAUCGACAAUGUCAAGCGAGAUAUCAGUGCUUUGCAUGAGCGCUUCAAGCAACAGUACGGUAAUUCGGAAGCACAUGCUAUGGCCCAACUACGGGACCUGCCGCCCGUGUCCGGCGCCAUUAUCUGGACUCGCCAGAUUGAGCAUCAGCUUAAUGGCUACAUGCGCAAGGUCGAAAACGUCCUCGGUGAGAACUGGCACCUACACGCCGAGGGCCAGAAGUUGCAGAAUGAGGGUAACUUGUUCCGCAAGAAGCUCGACACCCGGCCGGUCUUCGAGUCAUGGCUGUGGGAUGUUCAACGACGCCAUUUUACAAUCGCUGGACGGCUGUUUAAUGUCGUGCGCAACCGAUCCGCAGGAAACGUUUUGGAGCUGGCAGUCAACUUCGAUGCUCAGAUCAUUGCCCUCUUCAAGGAGGUCCGCAAUCUUAUCUGGCUCAACUUCCAGGUUCCUCAUGCUGUCAGUAAUAUUUCGAAGGAGGCGAAGCGUGUUUACCCCUACGCCAUUAGUCUGAUGGAGAGUGUCCGCACUCUAUUGCAGACGAAUCGUGCGAUCGCGUCGAUGACCGAUGUUAAUAUGCUGCUCAAUGGCUACAUGAACGAUGCACAGAUUAUGGUUGCUAAGGGUAUCCCUCUCCGUUGGGAGUCCUUUGUCCAUUCUUACGAGCUACACGUCAAGCAGUCAGCAUUGGCAAAUGGUGCUAUUGAGGCAUCUUUGCCUGGUCGUUCUGAAAGCAAGCAUGUUCAAUUUGUCCGCGAGUUUGCCGUUUCAGCAUCCACACUUCAGACAAAAACCACUGUGCUUGACACCAUCAACGAGAACAUUCAGAAAUCGAUCCAUGAACUCAAGACAUGCCCAUACGACGCAUCAGCUUUCAAGCAACGUUUGGACAGCAUCCAAGUUGCCGUCGACAAGCUUAACCUCGAAAACUACGUGAACCUUGGAUACUGGGUUGCUGAGCUUAAUGGAAGCAUCGAGGCAAUUCUGCGUGAUCGACUUCUUCGCGCUGUGCGCGAGUGGAUCAUCACCUUCCAAGGCACCAACAAUGAAAACUCGACUACUUCUCAUCAUCAAUUUGCAGCGGGUGAAAUGGAUGCUUUGAACUACAAGAUUCAAUUCCCUGAACUCUUCCAUGAGAUCCUGAUGAAAAACCAAGUCCUUCACCUCGACCCGCCGUUGCAAUUCGCACGCGCAAGCUGGUUCUCCCACUUUGAUGCAUGGCUCGGUGUGAUUUGCAAUCUAGAAAAGAUCAAACCCUCGCGUUACCAGAUCUCCAUCGUUGUGCAAAAUGUUCGCCUGUCCGAAGUCUGCUUCUCCAACCUCCCGCAAAAUUGCACUGAUGAGCUCAACGAGGUCUACAAUGUUGUCGAGUCGAGAGUGAAGGAUGUUUCUGAGUAUGUUGAUAAGUGGCUGCAGUUCCAAUCACUUUGGGACCUUCGGUCUGAACAGGUCUACGAGAUCCUGGGAGAUGAUCUGUCUCAAUGGCUUCAGCUUCUUCAGGAAAUCAGAAAGAGCCGGGCUACAUUCGAUACUUCUGAAGUCAGUCGCGGCUUCGGAAACAUCAGGAUUGACUACGAGCAAGUCCAAACUAAGGUGAACGCCAAAUACGACCAGUGGCAGCAUGAGAUCCUCGUGAAGUUCGGUUCCAAGCUUGGCGGCCGUAUGAGAGAGGUUCAUUCCGAGAUUGCUGCUGCCCGCAGGGACUUGGAAGGCCAAACCCUGGAGGCCUCUUCAACGGCGCAUGCCGUGUCUUUCAUUACCAUUGUUCAGCAGUGCAAGCGGAAGACUCGAGUCUGGGAGCCUGAGGUUGAUCUAUUCCGCCAAGGUCAAACCACGCUCGCCCGCCAACGUUACCAGUUCCCUUAUGACUGGCUUCACGUUGAGAAUGUUGACGGCGAAUGGGCAGCCCUCAACGAGCUGCUUAGCCGCAAGAGCAAAAUUGUCAACGAGCAAACCGAAGGCCUGCGUGCAAAGAUUAGUGCGGAAGACCACGUCAUUGCCGGCAAGAUUGCUGAAGUUAUCGGUCAAUGGAAUGACGAGAAGCCAGUUUCUGGCACUAUUCCACCAGAGGAAGCAUCUCGUACCUUGAGCUCUUUCCAGUCUCGCCUCGAGUCUCUCCAGUCUGAGUUUGAGAUGGUGUCCAAGGCCAAGGAAGCUCUGGAUCUUCCCCCAAGUUCCGAGUCCUCACUUCCCCCAUCCUUGAGGAGUCUCAAUGACCUUCGCGAUGGGCUGUGGACCAGCGUGCAGCCCAGGAAGCUCCGACAAUCUCUCGACAAUUUGAUCAAAAUGACCAAGGAGAUGCCCAGUCGCAUGAGACAAUAUGCUGCCUUUGAACAUAUUCAGAAUGUCCUUCGGCAGCUGCUGAAGGUCAAUUCCCUUUUGUCUGACAUGAAAUCUGAGGCCGUCAAAGAAAGACACUGGCACAAGAUUUACAAGAGUCUUAAACCUGACAAGCGUUUCUCUCUUGUCUCUUUGACUCUUGGUGAUGUCUGGGAUCUGCAACUCGCAUCAAGCGAUUCCAUCAUUCGUGCUAUCAUCGCACAGGCACAGGGUGAGAUGGCAUUGGAGGAAUUCCUCAAGUCGGUUCGCGAGACUUGGCAAAACUAUUCCCUGGACCUGGUGCACUACCAGAACAAAUGCCGCCUUAUCAAAGGCUUUGACGAUCUGUUCGCCAAGUGCAGCGAGAAUCUGAACUCCCUCCAGGCCAUGAGACAUUCUCCGUACUACAAAGAAUUCGAAGAAGAAGCCACAUCUUGGGAAGAUAAAUUGAACCGAGUCCAUGUUCUUUUCGACGUCUGGAUCGAUGUUCAGCGACAAUGGGUCUACCUGGAAGGCGUCUUUACUGGCAAUGCUGACAUCAAGCAUCUUCUUCCUUUGGAAUCGGGACGUUUCCAGAAUAUUAACUCUGAAUUCUUUACUGUCAUGAAGAAGGUGUACAAGUCUCCAUUCGUUUUGGAUAUUCUCGCAAUUGUUGAUGUGCAAAAGUCCUUGGAGAGACUGGCUGAUUUGCUCAACAAAAUCCAAAAGGCGCUCGGUGAAUAUUUGGAGCGUGAACGUGUCUCAUUCCCUCGCUUCUACUUUGUUGGAGAUGAGGAUCUGUUGGAGAUUAUUGGUAACAGCAAUGACAUCUUCCGCGUCGCCAAGCAUUUCAAGAAGAUGUUUGCUGGAAUGUCAGGUCUUGUCAUGGAUGACGAUAACAAUAUUGUUGCAUUCACCUCUAAGGAGGGCGAAGAAGUCCGUUUGAAGAAAGAAGUCAAUCUCCUCAAGACUCCUCGGAUCAAUGACUGGCUCUCCGCGCUAGAGACCAGCAUGAAGUUGACUCUGGCAGAGCUUCUCGGCGAGGCCGUUGAACAAUUUGAAGUUCUUUACCAUUCCAGCGAUGUGGACCGAACGGCUUUCAAUGACUUCCUGUCUAACUACCCUGCUCAGAUUGUGGUCCUCGCCAGUCAGGUUACUUGGACCAACGCAGUGCAACAUUCCUUGGAGGAAGGAGGUGCAACUCUCCCCGCGUUGCACGGUUCUGAAGUUCGGAUCCUCGAGUUGCUGGCUGCCACGGUGCUUGGUGAACUCGAUCCCAUCACUCGCAAGAAGUGUGAGCAUAUGAUCACGGAAUUCGUUCACCAGCGCGAUUGUAUCUCCAAGCUCAUAAGUCUUAAUGCCACGACACCCACGCACUACCAUUGGCUCCUCCAGAUGCGUUAUGUCUUCAACGAUUCGGGCGAUUUCUUGGAGCGCCUGUAUGUCCACAUGGCCAACGCUAAGCUCGCCUACGGAUUUGAGUAUCUGGGCGUGCCUGAGCGUCUUGUCCGCACGCCUCUCACAGAUCGUUGUUUCCUCACCCUUACUCAGGCUCUUUGUCAGCGACUGGGUGGUUCACCCUAUGGUCCUGCUGGUACCGGAAAAACCGAGUCAGUCAAGGCAUUGGGCCUGCAACUCGGUCGUUUCACCCUUGUCUUCUGUUGUGAUGACACAUUCGAUUUCCAAGCAAUGGGUCGGAUUUUCCUUGGUAUCUGUCAGGUUGGUGCUUGGGGUUGCUUUGACGAGUUCAACCGUCUGGAGGAACGUAUUCUGUCGGCCGUCUCUCAGCAAAUUCAGAAUAUCCAGAUUGGUCUGAAAACUGGCGGAGAUGGCGACAAGUCCCAAAUCGAACUCGUCGGAAGACGACUCGCUGUGAACUCCAACACCGGAAUUUUCAUUACCAUGAACCCUGGUUACGCUGGUCGUUCUAACUUGCCAGACAACUUGAAGAAGCUGUUCCGCAGUGUUGCCAUGUCCAAACCGGACAAGGAACUCAUUGCGGAAGUGAUGCUUUUCUCCCAAGGUUUCAAGCAGGCCAAGCCUCUCUCCAAGCAGACUGUUCCUUUCUUCGACCACUGUGCUUCCCGACUCUCCAAGCAGGCCCAUUACGACUUCGGUCUCCGUGCAUUGAAGAGUGUGCUUGUUAGCUCAGGUGGUCUUAAGCGCGCUCGUCUUGCCAAUGCCGACGGAGAGCUAGGCCCCGAAGAUGUCAUUGAGCCUCAAAUUAUUGUUCAAAGUCUCCGGGAGACAAUCGCUCCUAAGCUUAUCCGAGAAGAUGUGGAAAUCAUGUUGGAUAUUCAGAUGGAAGACUUCGCUGGCGUGGAUUAUGUGCCUGCCAACUUCGAGAAACUCACCCAGGCGAUUCGUGAUAUUGCUACCAAAGAGCAACAUCUUGUCGACAGCGAGAUGUGGAUCACUAAGGCACUGCAACUCUACCAAAUUCAAUGCAUCCACCAUGGUGUCAUGAUGGUUGGAAAGUCAGGGGCCGGUAAAUCGGCUGCCUGGAAGAUUCUACUGCAAGCGAUGCAGCGAAUUGAAGGCGUUGAGGGCGUCUCUCACAUCAUCGACUCCAAGGUCAUGUCUAAGGAGUCUCUCUAUGGUAACCUUGACAGCACUACCCGUGAAUGGACGGACGGUCUCUUCACUGGAAUUCUAAGAAAGAUCGUGGACAACCUCCGAGGCGAGGACAGCAAACGUCAUUGGAUUGUUUUCGACGGAGAUGUUGAUCCUGAGUGGGUUGAGAAUCUGAACAGUGUUCUAGAUGACAACAAACUCCUCACUCUUCCCAACGGAGAACGCCUCAACUUACCUUCCAAUGUUCGUAUCAUGUUCGAAGUUGAAAGCUUGAAGUAUGCCACGCUUGCUACAGUCAGUCGUUGCGGUAUGGUGUGGUUCAAUGCCGACACUGUUACUCCAACCAUGAUGAUCUCCAAUUACGUCGAAAGCCUCAGGACAAAGACAUUCGAAGACCUGGACGAAGACAGCGCACCUGCAGGAACAGCAGCAAUCCGGACACAGGAUGCCCAGGACACAGUUGCAACAAUUCUCAAACAGUUCCUGGAGGUUGAUGACCUGGUUCUUAAGGCUUUGGAGGAAGCAAAGAAAUACAACCAUAUCAUGGAGUUCACGGAUAUUCGCGCUCUCAACACUCUCUUCAGCUUGUUGAACAAGGCCUGCCGAAAUGUUCUCGAAUACAAUGCCCAGCAUCCAGACUUCCCUCUGGACCCUGAACAGAUCGAGUCCUAUAUGUCCAAGAAGCUUCUUCUAACACUGGUCUGGUCUCUUACCGGUGAUUGUCCACUGAGUGACCGCAAGACGUUCGGAAAAUUCAUCACUGGAAUGUCUACGAUCGAUCUUCCACCGGACGGCGAUUCAUCUCUCAUUGACUACGAUGUUAUUCUUCCCAAGUCUGACUGGACCAGCUGGCAUUCACAGGUGCCCACGAUUGAUAUCAACACACAUUCCGUCACUCAAACCGACGUCAUUAUCCCCACGGUCGAUACUGUCCGUCACGAGGAUGUGCUGUACUCGUGGCUUGCUGAGCAUAAACCCUUGUUGCUCUGUGGUCCUCCUGGAUCUGGUAAGACCAUGACAUUGUUCGCCGCGCUCCGAAAGCUUCCGAACAUGGAGGUUGUUGGUCUCAACUUCUCGAGUGCCACCACACCUGACCUCUUGGUCAAGACCUUUGAGCAGUACUGUGAGUACAAGAAGACUCUUAAUGGUGUGGUGAUGUCUCCGAACCAGAUCGGCCGCUGGCUUGUCAUUUUCUGUGACGAGAUCAAUCUUCCGGCCCCUGAUCGCUACGGCACCCAGCGCGCCAUCUCCUUCCUGCGUCAACUUGUGGAGCAGAAUGGCUUCUGGAGGACUACGGACAAGACUUGGGUUACUCUGGAUCGCAUUCAAUUUGUUGGUGCCUGUAACCCUCCUACGGAUGCUGGUCGUACGCCGAUGGCCGAGAGAUUCCUGCGUCAUGCGCCCCUGAUCAUGGUCGACUACCCCGGCGAAAUCUCUCUCAACCAGAUUUAUGGCACAUUCAACUCUGCUGUGCUUAAGAUCCUUCCGUUGCUGCGUGGAUACUCGGAGGCCCUCACUAGGGCUAUGGUUCAGUUCUACCUCGAAUCCCAGACCCGCUUCACGCCCCAAAUCCAGCCCCACUAUGUGUACUCCCCCCGUGAGCUCACCAGAUGGGUUCGUGGUCUGUACGAGGCCAUCAAGCCACUGGAAACUCUUUCUGUUGAAGGCCUGGUCCGCAUUUGGGCGCACGAAGCCCUGCGUCUAUUCCAGGACAGACUCGUGGAUGAAGACGAGAGAGCUUGGACGGCAGAUGCUGUUCGCCGCAUUGCCUUGGAGCAUUUCCCUACAAUCGAUGACCAAGAAGCACUGAAGGGCCCGAUCCUGUUCUCCAACUGGCUAUCUAAGAACUAUGUGCCUGUCGAACAGGAGAGUCUACGUGAAUUCGUGAAGGCACGUCUAAGAACCUUCUGCGAAGAAGAGGUGGAUGUUCCGCUUGUGUUGUUCAACGAUGUCCUUGAACACGCGCUACGCAUCGAUCGAGUCUUCCGCCAGCCUCAAGGUCAUCUAAUCCUUAUCGGUGUGAGCGGCAGUGGAAAGACAACCCUAUCUCGCUUCGUCGCUUGGAUGAAUGGUCUGAAGGUCUUCCAGAUCAAGGUACACGGGAAGUACUCUUCUGAAGAUUUCGAUGAUGAUCUUCGCAGUGUUCUUCGCCGGGCAGGAUGCAAGGGUGAAAAGAUUUGUUUCAUUAUGGACGAAUCAAACGUCCUUGAUUCUGGAUUCCUGGAACGCAUGAACACUUUGCUUGCAAACGCAGAAGUCCCUGGUCUGUUCGAGGGUGAUGAAUUCUCCUCGUUGAUGACUGCUUGUAAAGAGGGUGCCCAACGCCAAGGCUUGCUCCUCGAUUCGCAGGAGGAGCUAUACAAGUGGUUCACCUCGCAAAUUGUGAAGAACCUUCACGUUGUGUUUACCAUGAACCCGCCAGAGGAGGGCCUAUCUUCAAAGGCAGCUACUAGUCCAGCCUUGUUCAAUCGUUGUGUUCUGAACUGGAUGGGUGACUGGUCUGACCAAGCCCUGUUCCAGGUUGGCUCCGAGCUCACUCAAUCGGUCGAUCUGGACAAGCCAAACUUUAUCUCGCCUGAUAGCAUCCCAGUGGCCUACCGCGAGUUGGCUCUCCCAGCAUCACACAGAGAUACUGUUGUCAACUCCAUGGUGUAUAUCCACCACUCUUUGCAUCGCUUCAAUUCGCGGCUUCAGAAGCAACAGGGCCGGGCAACUUUCCUCACCCCUCGCCAUUAUCUCGACUUUGUUGCGCAGUACGUUAAGCUGUUCAACGAGAAGCGCGAGGAUCUCGAGGAACAACAGCGUCACUUGAACAUUGGUCUCGAAAAACUUCACGACACCGUCGACAAAGUGAGCGACCUUCGGGCUAGUCUCGCACAAAAGAAGACACAAUUGGAGAAGAAGGAUACGGAAGCGAACGAGAAAUUGCAGCGUAUGGUUGCUGAUCAGCAGGAGGCAGAACAGCGGAAGCACGUUUCAUUGGAAGUGCAGGCCGCGUUGGAGAUACAAGAGAAGGAAGUGGCAACUCGGAAAGAAGUUGUCCUGAACGAUCUGGCUCGGGCUGAACCCGCUGUCCUAGAAGCCCAGAAGAGUGUCAGCAACAUUAAGCGUCAACACCUCACGGAAGUUCGGUCCAUGGGUAACCCUCCGGCCAGCGUCCGACUUGCCCUGGAAGCCGUGUGCACACUCCUCGGUCACACCGUCGACAGUUGGAAGACAAUCCAAGGCCUCAUUCGUCGGGAUGAUUUCAUUGCCAGCAUUGUCAACUAUGACAAUGAGCGCCAGAUGACGCGCAGGCACCGUACCAAGAUGCAGAAUGAGUUCCUCUCGAAGGAAGAUUUCACAUAUGAGCGAGUCAACCGCGCUAGUAAGGCCUGUGGUCCUCUUGUGCAAUGGGUCGAAGCCCAGGUCAACUACUCUGCAAUUCUUGAUCGUGUUGGUCCUCUACGUGACGAGGUGGACCAACUCGAGGAGCGGGCCCUACAAACCAAGGCCGAAGCUCAGGCCAUUGAAAAUACCAUCAACGACCUCGAAAGCAGCAUUGCUACCUACAAAGCCGAGUACGCGGCCCUUAUCAGUGAGACGCAGGCGAUCAAGACCGAGAUGAACCGAGUUCAGUUCAAGGUCGACCGCAGUGUUCGUUUGCUUGAUAGUUUGUCCUCUGAGCGUGAGCGCUGGGAAGAUGGAAGCAAGUCAUUCGAAACUCAGAUCAGCACCCUCGUUGGCGAUGUCCUCAUUGCAGCUGCAUUCCUUGCAUAUGCUGGUCUGUACGAUCAGCAAUUCCGUAAGGCGAUGGCUGAGGACUGGGUCCACCAACUGGGGGCCUCUGGCAUUCACUUCAAGCCUCACAACCCCAUCACGGAAUACUUGUCCAAUGCCGAUGAGCGUCUGACCUGGCAGAGUCAUUCUCUUCCCGUUGACGACCUUUGCACUGAGAACGCCAUCAUCCUCAAGAGAUUCAACAGAUACCCACUUAUUGUUGAUCCAUCUGGCCGUAUUACAGAAUUCCUACAGAAGGAAAGCAAAGAUCGCAAGCUUACUGUCACGAGCUUUUUGGACGAUUCCUUUGUCAAGCAAUUGGAGAGCGCGUUGCGUUUCGGAAACCCCAUCCUUAUCCAGGAUGCCGAGCACUUGGACCCUAUUCUCAACCACGUUCUCAACAAGGAAUACCAGAGGACUGGUGGCCGUGUCCUCAUUCAAUUGGGCAAGCAAGAAAUUGAUUUCUCGCCAUCCUUCAAGCUCUUCCUAUCGACCCGCGAUCCAUCUGCCUCGUUCCCGCCGGAUAUUUGCAGUCGUACCACCUUCGUCAACUUUACUGUCACCCAGAGCAGCUUGCAAACACAGUCCUUGAAUGAUGUCCUGAAAUUCGAGCGGCCCGAUGUCGAUGAGCGUCGCAACAAUCUCGUCAAGAUGCAAGGAGAGUUCAAGGUCCACCUUCGACAACUCGAGAAGCGUCUUUUGCAAGCUCUCAACGAGUCUCGUGGUAAUAUUCUCGAUGAUGACAAUGUCAUUGAAACUCUUGAGACUCUCAAGAAGGAGGCUGCCGAUAUUUCUCUGAAGAUGGACCAGACCGAAGGCGUUAUGCUCGAGGUGGAUAACGUUACGCAGAACUACAGCAUCAUUGCCCGUUCAUGCAGCGCCGUCUUCGCGGUUCUGGAACAACUUCACCACAUUAACCACUUCUACCAGUUCUCUUUGCAGUACUUUGUCGAUAUUUUCAACUCUGUUCUCUACCAGAACAAACGCCUUGCUCAGGAGAAGGAUCAUUCUGCUCGUGUCCAGAUUAUUGUUAGGGACUUGUUUAUCAACACCUACAAGCGAACCUCGCUGGGUCUCGUUCAAAAGGAUCGCAUCACCCUUGCCAUCCUGCUUGCUCAAGCUACUCCAUUCCCCAUGGACAGGACCAUUCUUGACCGUGUCCUGGAUGAGACAGUGGAGGACACUGAUCUUUCAACUGCCGUGGACGCCCGCGACCAAGUGCUGACAAAGUUGGCCAACAUGUCCCUCUUCAAAGAGCAUCUUCCGAAUGUCACCCAAGAACAGUGGGAUCGCUUCUUCGGCGAGGAGCUUGCAGAGAACGUCGUUCCGGUCAUGUGGGAUGAGAGUGUGUCGCAACUCGACCAGCUCCUUCGGUCGUUGCUCCUUGUCAAGAUUUGCCGCAUGGACCGAUUUGUGCCCACCGCCGAGCGUUUCAUCGAGGCGGUGUUCGGCCGCGAGCUCUUCGAGGGUGGUGCCGACCUAAAGGAUGUAGUUGACCAAGUCACUGCAACCAGGCCCAUCGCGCUCAGCUCCAGCCCUGGCUUCGAUGCCAGUUACAAGGUCGACGCUCUUGUCGAAGCUACACGCGCAACCUGCGCCAACAUCGCCAUGGGCUCCAACGAAGGUCUCGAAAGCGCUGACAAGGCCAUCAGCAACGCAGCUGCAGUCGGUAACUGGGUGUUGGUCAAGAACGUCCACCUGGCGCCUGCUUGGUUGCAGAGUCUCGAAAAGAGACUGGAUUCCCUCAAGCCACACAAGGAAUUCCGCCUCUUCUUGUCUAUGGAGUCCAGCCCUAAGAUCCCUGUCAAUUUGAUCCGGGCCUCGCGUGUGCUGAUGUACGAACAGCCCGCGGGUGUGCGUGCAAAUAUGAAGGAUUCCCUCUCUUCGCUGAAUGUGAGAGCCAGCAAGGCUCCUGUCGAAAAGGCCCGUGUCUACCUCUUGCUCUGCUUCCUGCACGCCGUCGUCCAAGAAAGACUCCGCUAUGCACCAAGCCUUGGAUGGAAGGGCUUCUGGGAGUUCAACGACAGCGACUAUGAAUGCUCAGCCUUCAUCAUCGACCACUGGGUCGAUUCAGUAUCCCAAGGUCGUUCCAACGUUGCUCCGCAGAAGAUUCCAUGGGAGAUGAUCCGCACUCUUGUCGCAGAGAUGUACGGUGGUAAAAUCGACGACGCGGGAGACUACCAGCAGCUCGAGAACCUGGUCAAUAGCUUCCUGACACCAGCCGCCUUCGAAGACGGCUACAAGCUCGUCUCGGGUGUAGAGAACGACAACCUUUUGACACUGCCAGAGACAACUAGCAUGCGCGACUUCGUCGCCUGGGUUAACAACCUGCCGGAGCGUGAGCCCCCUACAUACCUGGGUCUCCCUGCCAAUGCCGAGAAGCUCUUGCUGGUCGGCCAUGGCCGUAAGAUGAUUUCUGAUCUCUCGCGCGUUACGACUCUUCUUGAUGAAGGAGAGCAGUUGAUGGUCGAUACCUGA